UAACUUCAACCAAUUUGUGUGCGGCGGGCGAUCGCCUCUAUCCUCUCGCCGCGACGCCGCAGUGGUCGCGAUUCAGCGCCGUGUCCGACGUCUCGGCCUCGAGACUUGAGAGUCAGCGCCGCACCCGCCGCGUCUCCCGUCCUCGCGACCUGCGCUGCUACCGCUGCCUCUGCCCGGCCUUCACCCGGGCGCGUCCACCGCACGGGUCCUUAGACGAAGACGGUGGCGCCUCGGGCGGCAGCCGGAGUAGAGCAAGACGCGACGAUUUGGACAGGGGUUGCUGGGUGAAGUCGAUCUGAGGUGCCGCCACGACGAACCGGCUUGUGAUGCGCAGAUCCGGCGAUAGCGCGCAGCCAAAGCCCGAGUUCUCGGGCACGCCGCGGCUAUCGUCACUGGUCUCAUCGUCUUUCUCUCGCCAUUCCGAUCAAGGGAAGGAAGGUGAUGAGGUCUGAACCUACAAUUGAUAUGUGCAUCUGAAAUGUUUGUAACUCCAUGCUACAAGACUGCGUUGGUUGCGAUGGAGAAAACUCUUCAUUAGAUUUUAGUUGAUAGGGUUGGGUGGUUCCUUCUUUGGGUGCGAAAUAUGGAGCACCUCCCUGUCGAAGUGAUUGGCAACAUUCUUUCCCAUCUUGGUGCUGCAUGCAAUGUCAUGGUCGCCUCUGCGGUAUGUCGUAAGUGGCGGGAUGCCUGCAGGAGGCACCUCCGUUUGUUGUCCUUCAAUUCCGACGACUUUCCUCGGGACAUGACUACACGCCAGCUGGAGAUUGUCAUCACACAGACUAUAUUUCAGACUAUGGGGCUGCAAUGCCUUUCAAUUCAUAUCGAUAACACCCAUGAGUUCUCCGCAGCACCUGUGAUUGCAUGGCUCAUGUAUACCAGGGAGACACUCCGGAGCUUGUCUUACAAUGUCAGGACGAUCCCUAAUGUGCACAUUCUGGAAAAGUGUGGUAGGCAGAAGCUCGAAGUGUUAGAUUUGGACCAUAACACAAUCACAGGUGUUGAACCAAGCUGUCAGAGGUUCACCUGUCUGAAAUCCCUUUCCUUGAGGCAUGUCAGCAUUUCAGCCUUGGAUUUGAGCCUUUUAGUUGCUGCUUGCCCAAAGAUAGAGUUACUAGCACUUGAUGUCCUUGAGAUUGUCACUUCAGAUCCACAGUCUACAAUAGAGCUCACAAGCCAUACAUUGAAGAGCCUCUUUGCAAAUUCAGUAGGUGUAGACAAAAUCAUACUUGAUGCUGAUAACUUGGAGGUUCUGCACCUGAAUGCUUUGAACCUUGAUUUGUUCGAGCUUAUCGGGAAAGGAAUACUUAAGCAUCUUAAGAUCGAUGAUGUCAGUGUUACACAUUUGGAUAUUGGAGACAGUACUGAUCAUCUAGAGGUAGUAGACGUAAGCAACUUCACUAUAGUCUGGCCAAAGUUAUAUAGUAUGAUAUCCAGAGCAUCCAACUUGCGAAUGCUACGGUUUUGGGGUGCUGUGUUUGACGACGAGGAUGAGAUUGUGGACUCAGAAACUAUAUCUGUUUCAUUUCCUCUUCUUAGGCAUCUUGCACUGAGUUAUGAAUUACGAGAUGGGUUACUCCACUACAGCCUGCACAGAUCAUCGCCACUGGAGAAUGUUUCAGUUCUGGAACUUGGUUGGACAGUAAUAAGUGAGCACUUCGGACCCUGGGUGUUUGGUAUGAUCAAAAGGUGUCCAAAUCUCAAAAAACUUGUUAUUCAUGGUGUUCUUUCUGAGGCAAAAACACGAGAUGAGUGCCAGAUGUUAGCAAGCUUCACCUCAUUUAUAGUCUGUCUCAUGAGGAAGUAUGUGCAUGUUGAUGUACAAUUUGAGUAUGAGUGACAUCUACUAGGUUCACUGGGCGACCUUGUCCUAGUUCAGUUCAAGCUGUGCCAUCAGAGUUGCUUCUUAUUCUACUUCAUGUGGGCCGUCUGAUGUAAAUGUCAGUCCGGGUGCAUCUCCGUUGCACAUGAUUAAAGAAAGCUUGUAUUGUCCUCUUUACAGAUGCUUGCAUUUGCCCAUAUGCACGACAGCACAGGCUGCAGAACUGAGUGCGCUCCUUUUUCUGGAAGAAAAUCCUCCCCCUUUCUGUUAUUUCAACUUGCAUGAAAUGCUCAUGGUUGAGAUUUAUUGGCUCAUGCCUAUGCCACAUCAUACCAAGACCCUUCUGGUCACAUUCUUGUGACUAAUUUUGAAUCAAAAUUCUUUCAGAGGUACUGUAAAGUUUUUUUUUAAAAAAAAUUGUAAGUUGACGACUUCACGGUAAAGUAUGAUUGAUUCUCUUGGAAAAUUUCGCA
Molecule: messenger RNA, 2292 nt
Organism: Phragmites australis (common reed)
Lineage: Eukaryota; Viridiplantae; Streptophyta; Magnoliopsida; Poales; Poaceae
Product: F-box/LRR-repeat protein At1g67190-like
Exons: 3
Coding region: 584-1837 (417 amino acids)
Molecular function (GO): protein binding
Source: RefSeq, a predicted model, not a curated record